UUUGGUAACAAUUAAAGGGCCUCCCGGUGCAAGCAGAAAGCUGUUUAUUUUCUGUUACAUCACUUCGCUUUGCCUUCGAAGGCUGGUCUGUGUUCAGUGUUUUCGUGGUGAUGCAAGUCGGCUCUCUCCUCCAGCAGUUGGAUCCCUCCCAUCUCACAGCACCUCACAGGUCUCUUCCCUGAGCAGUGCAUUGCUGGAGAGCGGAGCAGCUCACGAAUCAGCUGCAGGUCCCUGUUUUGAAAAAGCAGAGAUACAGAAGCAAAGGAAAAGGGUGGACUCCUAUGUGACCUGGUCUCAGAGCAGGACAAUCACCAGCUGAAUUCCAGAAGCCCUGUUCAUGUUUGGGGAGAUUGUGUCGACUGCAUGGAAUCAGAGAGAAGCCAAAGGAUGGGAAAUGCCUGCAUCCCUCUGAAAAGAAUUGCUUAUUUCCUAUGUCUCUUAUCUGCGCUUUUGCUGACUGAGGGGAAGAAGCCAGCGAAGCCAAAAUGCCCUGCCGUGUGUACUUGUACCAAAGAUAAUGCUUUAUGUGAGAAUGCCAGAUCCAUUCCACGCACCGUUCCUCCUGAUGUUAUCUCAUUAUCCUUUGUGAGAUCUGGUUUUACUGAAAUCUCAGAAGGGAGUUUUUUAUUCACCCCAUCGCUGCAGCUCUUGUUAUUCACAUCGAACUCCUUUGAUGUGAUCAGUGAUGAUGCUUUUAUUGGUCUUCCACAUUUAGAGUAUUUAUUCAUAGAAAACAACAACAUCAAGUCCAUUUCAAGACAUACUUUCCGGGGACUAAAGUCUUUAAUUCACCUGAGCCUUGCAAACAACAAUCUCCAGACCCUCCCAAAAGAUAUUUUCAAAGGCUUGGAUUCUUUAACAAAUGUGGAUCUGAGAGGGAAUUUGUUUAAUUGUGACUGCAAACUGAAGUGGCUGGUGGAAUGGCUAGGCCACACCAAUGCAACUGUAGAAGACAUCUACUGUGAAGGCCCUCCAGAAUACAAGAAGCGCAAAAUCAAUAGUCUCUCCUCCAAGGACUUUGAUUGUAUCAUUACAGAAUUUGCAAAGUCUCAAGACCUGCCUUAUCAAUCACUGUCCAUAGACACUUUUUCUUAUAUGAACGAUGAGUAUGUAGUCAUCGCUCAGCCUUUUACUGGAAAAUGCAUUUUCCUUGAAUGGGACCAUGUAGAAAAGACCUUCCGGAAUUAUGACAACAUUACGGGCACGUCCACUGUAGUAUGCAAGCCUAUAGUCAUUGAAACUCAGCUUUAUGUUAUUGUGGCCCAGCUGUUUGGUGGCUCUCACAUCUAUAAGCGAGACAGUUUUGCAAAUAAAUUUAUAAAAAUCCAGGAUAUUGAAAUUCUCAAAAUUCGAAAACCCAAUGACAUUGAAACAUUCAAGAUCGAAAACAACUGGUACUUCGUUGUUGCUGACAGUUCAAAAGCUGGUUUUACCACCAUUUACAAAUGGAAUGGAAAUGGAUUCUACUCUCAUCAAUCCUUACAUGCGUGGUACAGGGACACUGAUGUGGAAUACCUAGAAAUAGCCAGAACACCUCAGGCACUCAGAAUGCCUCAUUUAAUCUUGUCCAGUAGCUCCCAGCGUCCUGUCAUUUAUCAGUGGAACAAAGCAACACAAUUAUUCAUGAACCAAACUGACAUCCCAAACAUGGAGGAUGUGUAUGCCGUCAAGCACUUCUUGGUGAAGGGUGACGUGUACAUUUGUUUGACAAGAUUCAUUGGUGACUCCAAAGUAAUGAAAUGGGGAGGCUCCUCAUUUCAGGAUAUUCAGAGGAUGCCGUCACGAGGAUCCAUGGUGUUCCAGCCUCUUCAGAUAAAUAACUAUCAAUACGCCAUUCUUGGAAGUGAUUAUUCUUUUACUCAAGUGUAUAACUGGGAUGCAGAGAAAGCCAAAUUUGUGAAAUUUCAGGAAUUAAAUGUUCAGGCACCAAGAUCAUUUACACAUGUGUCCAUUAAUAAGCGUAAUUUCCUUUUUGCUUCCAGUUUUAAAGGAAACACACAGAUUUACAAACAUGUCAUAGUUGACUUAAGCGCAUGACACAUAUACAUUUUGUGGCUGCCAUCAGAAACUUUCUACAGUACAUGGUCCGGAUGAACUCAAUGCAUGAUGACUCUUCUUAUCACACUUGCAAAUGAAUGCCUUUCAAACAUUGAGACUGCUAGAACCAAGCACUACCAGUAUCUCCAUCCUUAACUGUCCAGUCCAGUGGUGUGGGAAGUUCCCUUUUAUAAGAUGAAAUUGAAUUGUGUGACUGUUCUUUGCAGUGAAGAUGUGUAAAUAAGCGUGUCAUGGUCUCUGUUCCUCUAAAAAGAAAUAUUAAUAUGUACUUUUCCAUUUAUUUAUUCAUGUGUUCAGAAACAACUGCCAAAUAAAAUGUUUACAUUUUCUUUCCUAUCCCAAAGGUAAUUAUUUAUGGGACUUGUUUUUCCUUGGUGAUGGUGUGCUGAGGAAAGUGUUUUAUAUAAUAGGGUUAUAUUUGAAUCAAGAAUUUAUGCUGUGAAUAAUGAGUGAAGAUGCAACUCUGAUAUUGAUUACCUGUAAUUUCUGAACAGGUGUAUCAGCUGAUUUUGAACAUUUAAUGGUGUUUCCAAAAGGUCAUGCUGUUUAAGAAAACUUUGAGGUAAAGUGGUGACAAAUUUUUAAAAGAAGAGUAGAAAAAUUUGCUUAUUACAAGAAGACUAAUUUGAAAUGAAGAACAGUAAGACCCAUUCUUUCCUGUCCAAUAGCUCCUGUUACAACCAUUAUUCAGACGACUAAUAGGAGAAGCUAAAGCCAAGGUUUUGGACUUUAAAAGCUCAGUUCAGGGACUUUCUAAGUGUCUGACUCUAGAAUCAUCGGACAGCUGAUAGAGAUUGUAACGUUAUAACACUUUCUCCAAAUAUACCUGAAAUGAAGGCCUCUUAAUCGGACCAAGGAUGCUUUGCUUCUAAAGAGCAGUUUUGGUACGUUAUUGACCUGUUGCAGAGCACCCAGGAAGCUCAUAUUUUAUUUUCGAAAUUCUUCCUCCUGGAUCACAAGGGUCGUUAGCACCUAGCACAAUGCCUGUGAUAUAGUAGGCUCUCAAAAGUGCUUUGAAUAAUAAUAAUAAAGUUUAUGAGGCACUUUGAUCUAAUCAGUUGGUAUUUAUUGAGUACCUAAUAAGAACAAGGUAUCAUUCCUGUGGUAAGGGGAAGAGAACUGAAGAAGAAUAGGGCAUGGUCCUUGCCCUCUGGGGCCACAGAAGACUCAUUGCGGGAUAAGAACAUAGCAGAGCAAGCAGUACCUGCCAAGUGUUAUCUGAACACUCUAAGUAUCAUGGGAGCAUCAGAGAUCACUUCCUGUAAGAAGUGGUCCUUGUUUGAACUUAAGGGAAGAUAUGAUUUCAAAAGGGGAACAUGGCAGAGAAGUCGUUCCUGGCACAAACUGGUUCUGUGUGCUGCCUUUACAGAAGGGAUCAGAGCUCCCUCCAACUCAUUGCUCCCCAGAGUCUUUUGCCAAAUGGGGGCAGAUAAGGGCACAUCAACAGCUCUGCCAGCACUUAUCUGGAAAACUUGCUAUGGCAUCAAAGGUACACACAAUAGUUGCAUUGAUUCUGGGAAACAACACUUUGGGGAGUUCUGCACAGGAACCAGACUCCUUUAUAACAUGGGGAAGAUAUUAACUGGCAUCAGGGUAAUGAGGAAGAAGGUUUACCCACUCUGCAUCCUGUAUGUGGGGAGCACUGGCCUUUGAAUGUCUUUCUUUUUUCACUUCUCAUUUCCUACAAGCAGCGUAUAUGCUGUAGGAGAGUACCUGCUUGUACAGACUGGGUUUAAGGCCAGCCUUGUCAUGUACUCGCUUUGUCCACAGACAAGUUACUUAACCUCGCUAAGCCUCAGUUUCUCCAUCUGUAAAGGGACAACAAUGCCUACUCCAAGGACAGUGGAAGAAGUUAAUGAGAUAAUGUGUGUGUGACAGAUUGAACUUUCGAAAGAUGGCAUAAUAUGUCCUAUCCCACAUGCUCUAUGAGAACCUUGUCCCCACCCCAUCAACAGGUGGUGCCUAAUUCUCCCGUUCUUAAAUCGGAACGGGCUUGUAACCAAUAGAAUGUGGAGGAAAUGAUGCCGUUUGACUCUUGAAGCUGGGUUAUAAAAACCAUGAAGCUUCUCUUCUGCCUUGUGAACCGGGACACUUGCUUUUGGAACCUUAUCUGCUACAUAAGAGUCCUGCUAGCCUGAAGCCACCAUUCUGUGAGGAAGACCAGGCUUUGGUUGACAGCUGCAGCUGAGGUCCCAAUCAACAGCCAGCAUCAACCAACAGUCACGUGAGUGAUGCCUCCGGUGAUUCCAGCUCCCAGCUGUCAUGUCACCACCAGCCACUAAAUCUUCCCUACUGAGGCCCUGGACAUUAUGGAGCAGAGACAGGCCGUUCCCUUGCCCAAACUCCUGACCCAUAGAAUCUAUAAGCAUAAUAAAAUGAUUGUUUUAAAUA
Hipposideros armiger (great roundleaf bat) is the source of this 4449-nucleotide messenger RNA. RefSeq names its product leucine rich glioma inactivated 1 (gene LGI1). The transcript has 8 exons. The coding region runs from base 364 to 2037 and encodes 557 amino acids. Gene Ontology annotation, molecular function: protein binding. The record is from RefSeq and is a predicted model, not a curated record. NCBI's taxonomy places the organism in Eukaryota, Metazoa, Chordata, Mammalia, Chiroptera, Hipposideridae.